GUCCCAGGGCGCCCUCCUUGCCCUGCCACUGCCCCGCCAGCUUAAGCGUCCAGCCCGCGUAGCGCCCAGGCCGGGGGCUGCGCCCGGCAGGACCGAACACGCUGGGGAGUUUCAAGCCGCCCUGAGAGGGGCCAGGGCUGGUCAGGGUGACGGAUCCCAGGGGCCGGGCCGGGGCAAGGGGAGCGGAGCCAGCCCGCGCUUGCUGAUCUCUGCCCGCAGCCUCCCUCCGCCCGAAGCCAGGGGCCGUUUCGUCUUUCCCGGGCCACUGUAACUGCUGGGGCGCUAUCUGAGCGCCUCGCGCUGAAUAGCACUGCUGGCAGGGUCCAGCCGCUCCCCGCAAUAGCAACUUCCCCCGCGCCCCCGGAGGGUCUCCUCAUAGCCCUGCCGCCCCCAAGUGCCCGCGUGGGGGGAGCCUGAGAUCUGCAAGCCGGCCGGCCCCACCAGCGGAGGCAUAAACACUGCACGAUCCUGCACUGCUGGGGGCAAAGGUUGCAGGGCCAAGGGGAGAGAGACACCAAAACAGCCCAGUCGCGCCGCCCGGCUCCCCAGCCCCGCACAGGAUGCUCUGAGUUUCCUUGGUCUCUGUAACACCCUUUCCCGGGCAACUCCUGGGAGAGAGAAGGGGGGAGGGCGAGAGUUUGGGCUGGGAUGGAGGGUGUAGACCCCCCCAAUCGGCAUGUUUGUCACUGCUUGCCCAUCUCUAGGGGGCUGAGAGGAGUAUGACAGGUCUUUGUUGUCUGAAUAAAAAUCAGUGGCAGCUCUAGGGAGAGAACUCCUCCUACUAAAUUAUCAAAAAUGGGCUGGCUUUAGUCUCUUAACAAAUUGGACAGAGCUCCGGAAAGCAGCAGUCCCAAAUCCAACCUACAGGCACUGGGAACUUUAAAGCAACCAGGGACUGCUGAAAAUAGCACUUCUUUUUGCUUUCUUUGUGUUCAAAACUAGUUCCUUUCCCGACCGGGUUGGCUGUCCCUCGUUCCAAGUCUCCAGGCAGGAGCCCCGCUCUCCAGCGCAGUCACAGAGUCUCCUGCUUGCUUUCGUUACUCUGAUUCUAUUUUUUUCAUCUCCCCCUUGUUUGUUUUCUGCACAUCUUCAGGAAGCCUUCGGUGCUCGUGAGAAGAGAAGCCACUAUUGCAAACUCCCUCUGCCGUGCCGGGAGCCUUGGCGUGGACAUUUUGGAUGCCCUAAAAACUCUGGGGUCUGUAUAUGGAAAUAGUGGGGUGCAGAGCAGAAGAAAAUACUUGUCCUUUCCGUCCCCCAGCCAUGCUUUUCCACGGGAUCUCCGGAGGCCACAUCCAAGGAAUCAUGGAGGAGAUGGAGAGGAGAUCCAAAACCGAGUCCCGCCUGGCCAAAGGCGGGCAGAUGAACGGCCGGGAAACGAACAUGCCCCCCAUGAGUCCCGAGAAGCCUGCUCUGUGUGCUGGUUGUGGAGGGAAGAUCUCAGACAGAUAUUACCUGCUGGCUGUUGACAAACAAUGGCACCUCAGGUGUCUUAAAUGCUGUGAAUGUAAACUGGCCUUGGAGUCAGAACUCACCUGCUUUGCCAAGGACGGCAGUAUUUACUGCAAGGAGGAUUACUACAGGUUCUCCGUGCAGAGAUGUGCCCGCUGCCACCUUGGGAUCUCAGCCUCCGAAAUGGUCAUGAGAGCCAGGGAGUCGGUUUAUCACUUGAGCUGCUUCACCUGCACCACCUGCAACAAGACUCUGACCACGGGCGAUCACUUUGGCAUGAAGGACAACCUGGUUUACUGCAGGGCCCAUUUCGAGACCCUUUUGCAAGGCGAAUACCCCCCGCAGCUGAGCUACACCGAGCUGGCUGCCAAGAGCGGAGGGCUGGCGCUGCCUUACUUCAAUGGCACCGGCACAGUCCAGAAAGGGAGGCCCAGGAAGAGAAAAAGCCCAGCUUUGGGAGUGGACAUCGUCAGUUACAACUCAGGUUGUAAUGAGAAUGAGGCAGAUCACCUGGACAGAGACCAGCAGCCUUACCCCCCCUCUCAGAAGACUAAACGCAUGCGCACCUCCUUCAAACACCACCAGCUCCGCACCAUGAAGUCCUACUUUGCUAUCAACCACAAUCCAGAUGCCAAGGAUCUCAAGCAGCUUGCCCAGAAAACGGGCCUGACCAAGAGAGUUCUGCAGGUUUGGUUCCAAAACGCAAGAGCCAAAUUCAGAAGGAACCUUUUGCGGCAGGAGAAUGGGGGUGUCGAUAAAGCUGAUGGCACGUCACUUCCGGCACCGCCCUCAGCAGACAGCAGCGCACUCACUCCACCCGGCACUGCGACCACUUUAACAGACCUGACCAAUCCCACUAUCACUGUAGUGACAUCAGUGACCUCUAACUUGGACAGCCACGAAUCCGGGAGCCCCUCACAAACUACCUUAACGAACCUUUUCUAACAUUUGAGUUUUUUUAUUAUUAUUCUUUAUUAUUAUUUACAAGACUUUAUUUUUUUUAAACAAACCCACAAAAUAUUUGGAAAAAACAAACAGCUUGGUGUGUAGCAUCUGCAGCCACUUGGCAAAUGAGUUUGCAGUAAUAUGUCUCCAUUAUAAAUGAACAUAUUUUGUCUAUAAAUUGUAUUUGGAUUUUUUUUAAUUCAUCAGGAAAAUUAAAGGAAGGUUAUGAAUCAUUCUAAUAAGUGCCUCUUAAAAUUGUAUAUUACUUAUUUCCAGAAUCUUGGGGGGAGUCACAAGGGAAAAGAAAAUUAUGUUCCCAUUCUGAUAACCUGUUAAAAAGGCCUUUUACACUUCAUUUAAAACUAAUAGUUUGCUGCUCCAGGAUUGUAUGUGCAUUUAUGGAGUUUCAGAGUCCUAAUUCUAACUUUAUUUCCAUAAUACAUGUUUAAGUUUCAAACUAUGUAUUUUUGACACCCACAAAACAAAUCAAAUUAGGAAUUAGAAUAGAGGCAUUCCAAGUAUCAAUACUUUUUCUUCUUCUUUUUGUAUAAAUAUUAGUUAUGAACUUGACCCUGUAUUCAUUGAGCACCCAAAAUUCCCAUGCAGGUCAACAAACCCAACCCUGCAAGCCAUUCAUCCAUGCAGAAUGUCGAUUGACAUCAAUGAGAGUAGGGCAAGGAUGGAGGACUUGCAGAAUUAGGCUCAGUGGGAGUGGAGUGUGGGUAAAGAUUGCGAGAUCAGGCCCUUGGUCUGUGAAUUCUGCGUUAUGCACACCCAGUACCCUGGAUCCUGCAAACACUUAUGCUCCAGAGUAACUUUGUGCAUGUAUGGAGUCUCACUGAAAUAAACAACAGAGGAACUACUCAAAUGAAAAAUCCUACUGAUUUUAAUGGGUUUUCUUACAUGAAAAAAGUUAUUCUGGUGCAUGACUGUUUGUGGACUUGGGCCUCAAGGCUGAAUAAUUCAAUACAAGUAUUAGUGUUGUAUAGGCAAAAUUUCAUUUUUCCCUCUCUGCCGUAAAUGCCACUGAUUUCAAUCUCAAAAAUGAAAACAAUCCACUCUACAUGGCUGUGAUCCUGCACCAUUAAAGCCAAUGGGAGAUUUGCCAUUAACUUUAGUGAUUGUAGGAAGAAAUUCUAAAAGUAUACACGUGUUUUUUACUACGACAAUUCUUGACAAAUUAAUUUUUUUCAGGGAAGAUGGAAAUAAGCAAAAUAUAAUUUAUUAAGAUGUUUAAGGAAACUGAUGUUAGUACAUUUUACUCAUGCUAUUUUGAAUUUACUUUAGAUGUUUCAUGAGAUUGUAUCAGACACUUUGUUUAAUACAUGAACUUAAAUCUUUAGUACAUUAAUAUUUCUAAUAUAUACUUUAGUUUUUUAACUUUUGUAUAAAGGAAAAAUGCAUUAGAAGAAUUCUUAUGAAAUUUGGAAUUGGCAGCGGAUAGCUUUGAGGCAGAUAAACUCAGAAGUCCUUGUGGAUGCUGAUCUAAUUACAUUUCCUAGUUUACAAUAGCAAUUUUUCUUUCUUUUUUUUAUUUUAAUUAAGCUAAAAGUCUGAAUGGUCUGGGCAGUGGUGAAUGUUCAUUUGUUCCCUUUUAUUGUAGUUAAAAACAAUUAGACUGUGGAAAGUCUCAGAAACAACCAGUCAGUCAAGAUCUACAUCUUGCUUUUAGUGGAUUGUUAAGAAUAACUUUGCACAUAGAAUCCACUUUUUAGACCACAUCAAAUUUCUCUGUUGGUGGUGAAAGUGGCUAUUUAAUAUAUUUUAAAGGUGUCCUUUUUGGCUGUAGAAAUGUGUGGUUAUGUAUUGACAGUUCACUGCCCACAUUAAAGUGCAUUAUUGUAACUUUUGCUCAGGGUUUUUAGAAAAUUAGCACAGAAAAGUAGCUUAUUUUUUAAAAAAAGAUGGAAGAGAUGUUAACACUGUAAUAGAAGAAAGGUGUGUUUGCCAUUAUAUAUUUAGCAAGUAUGGUUAUCAUCUUCUAUGGAGCUUAAAUCUUGACUUUUCCAAUUUCUAUUACCUUAUGGGCAUUUACCACUAACCAGACCAAACAACCUUGGUAAGGCUGAGAUCUUUAUUAAUACACUUUUACAGGUAAAAUAUUGAUACUUAUAAAUUUUGUUCUUUGACAGAACAAUAUAUGGUACUAUAGAUCUACUUUAUUAAGUAGACUAAUUAUAACUCAGUUCUACUAUGUGCCUUAUGAUAUAACUUGGGAGUAAGUUUGUGAAAAAUCAGGAUAUAUGUGUUGUUUGUUAAAUUAACUGUUUUAAGCCCUUUUGACACCUCACUAGUUUUGUACUGUUUUACCUCUUAUUUCUGAAACUCUUUUUAUGGUGUAUCCUGUUAGAGGGGACAAACAUGUCAUAGAAAGCAGUUGUGCACUCUUUCAGAUAUAGUUGAUAAAUUCAAUAAUCUUAUAUAUUGAGCUUCGUGUUUAUAGUACAGUAAGUGGUCUAGCAAAAUUGUCCAUGUUUCUUUGUUAAUUGAUAAAUGCAUUGUAUAGAAACUAUUUCCCCUAAAUAUUUAUGGACCAAACAAUUGUGAUAUAUCCUAUUAAAUUUGUGUGAAUAAAUCAUUUUGGAUCCAAGGAGUUUUAUUGCCCAUCAGUUUUUUUUUAAUUUAAAGUCUAUCUGUACCAAUGUGUCUCUGCAUUUUCACUAUGAAUGAAUGAAUGAAUGAAUGAA
This is a messenger RNA of Pelodiscus sinensis (Chinese soft-shelled turtle), 5081 nucleotides long. RefSeq names its product LIM homeobox 9 (gene LHX9). Gene Ontology annotation, cellular component: nucleus. Gene Ontology annotation, biological process: regulation of transcription by RNA polymerase II; neuron differentiation. The record is from RefSeq and is a predicted model, not a curated record. Gene Ontology annotation, molecular function: RNA polymerase II transcription regulatory region sequence-specific DNA binding; DNA-binding transcription factor activity, RNA polymerase II-specific. Lineage: Eukaryota; Metazoa; Chordata; Testudines; Trionychidae.